AUGAAUACUCAAUCAAAACCAUUACUUGGUGGAAAUAAAUUAGGAGGUGGUCUUUUAGGUAAACAAGCAGAUACAGCAGUUCAAGUCGUUAAAUUAUCGGAAAAUCAACGAAUUGAAGAUAUAUCAGAUAGAGAGACAUUAAUGAAGUUUAUCGACGCAUUAAAUAAGAUUAACGGAGUAAGUACAAAGAAAGUAGGUGUUGCGGCUGCAAAACAAGAGAAUAUUGACCUUGAAAAUAAUAAUAUCGAAGAUACAAUUAAAGAAAUAAGGAAAGAGACAGAAGAUAUACUCCUUGGCGAUUUGAUGGGAUUAGCACAUCAGGCUGAUGAUUGCAAAGCAAUUGUUGAAGAAAUUAGAGAAGAUUUUGACACAAAUAGAAAUGAUGUUUCUGUGUCUUCUCAUGCAAGACAAAUUCCUACACCUUUUAUUGUUAGAUAUGUUGGUAGAAUAGAAAGAAAAGCAAUAGAACUCUCAGAAUCACUUGCUUCUUAUGAAAGUCGUUUCCAAACUUCUCAGAACGCAACAGAUGAGAACGAAUACAUCGAAUUUCUUACUCAGCAAACGGAAGCCAUUAAGAGAUUAAGCACAUCCGUUGCAGAAUUGUCAGAUAAAGUUGAUAAUGUUAGAACUCAGUCAAUGAAUAAGCUAAAGAUUAGCGCUAACACAAUUAAAGAACGAGAAGAAGCAGAGGAUGAAGAUAAUUCAUCAGCAACUGCAACACAAAUCAAAAGAAAAUACGAAUUAUUCCUUCAAGAAGAAAAGAAGCAAAAUGAGAAGAUAUCAGAAAAGACAGAUUUGUUUGGUGUCUCCUUAACAGCAGCUUCGGCUCCUCAAAAGACAGGUUUUGGUUUAGGAGGUGGAUUAGGUGGCGGAGGAUUAAAAUCCACAAGCACCGCUACUUCUACAGCUUCUGCUAUCAAAAAGUAA
Molecule: messenger RNA, 927 nt
Organism: Trichomonas vaginalis G3
Lineage: Eukaryota; Parabasalia; Trichomonadida; Trichomonadidae
Exons: 1
Coding region: 1-927 (308 amino acids)
Source: RefSeq, a predicted model, not a curated record